AUGGCUCGUUCCACAACGAAGAUCUACGUUGGCAACUUACCCCCGGAUGUAAAGACGCGGGAUGUUGAGAAUUUGUUUUCGAAAUACGGACCAAUUGCCGAGAUAGAUCUUAAAUCCCGGAGAGGACCGCCGUUCGCUUUCAUUGAGUUCGAAGAUGAACUUGAUGCCGCUGACGCCGUUCGGGGUCGUGAUGGAUACAAUUUCGAUGGAUAUGCGUUACGGGUUGAGUUUCCCCGCGGUGGGUCAGCAAGCUACAAUGGCAGUGGUGGGAACUUCAACUCAUUCAGACGUGGAGGGUUUGGCCGCGGUGGAGGUGGGCCGUCUCGACGGUCUGACUUUCGCGUCGUGGUUACUGGUUUGCCGCCAACUGGUAGCUGGCAAGACCUAAAAGAUCACAUGCGAGAGGCCGGAGAUGUGGGUUACGCUGAUGUCUUUCGAGAUGGCACUGGUGUAGUGGAAUUUUUGAGAUAUGAAGACAUGAAAUACGCAGUUCGCAAGCUUGACGACUCCAAGUUCCGUUCGCACGAGGGUGAAUCCUCUUACAUCCGGGUUCGUGAAGAGCGUCCGUACGGAUCUCGAUCCCGUUCUCGUUCCAGGGUGAAUCCUCUUACAUCCGGGUUCGUGAAGAGCGUCCGUACGGAUCUCGAUCCCGUUCUCGUUCCAGGUCAUACGGUUCUCCGCGAAGACCUCGUUCGUAUGACUCUGGUUCACGUUCGGCUAGCCCAAGGCGUUGAGACAUUGGAACUUGGUCACGUUGUUAAUUACACAUGGACUUGUGGAUGGAUAUGACCGGAUAGAGGGAUGCGAUAGGAUGGCUUCCCAAGGAUACAAAAAUCCUGGAAACCGGAUGGACAGCUGGAAAGGACUCGGCUGUCGAUAUUUGCUCCACAGGUUGCUAACAGCGCCCGGAUACUCAUCCCGAGCGAAUGGAGGAUGAAAUUCUGGGCAGGCUAAACGGAUCAUCCGAGUGGUAGGAAACCCAAGUGGCCUCUUAAGUUUCGGAGUCCGUCAGAGGAGUCAAUGUACUUUUGAGUUGCCGUUUGACUCGGACCUUCCCUUGGAUGGAGGAUGAACAUUAGUUGUGAUGGAACUUGCAAGGUCUAUGAGAAUAAGGCCAGAGUUUUUAAGGAAUCAGGAGUCCAGUAAGAGAUGUGCGUUUCAUCCGUGAAAUUUCGGAUUGGACUGCUGUUUCUACAAAGCAACUACGCAUAUGCUUCAUCUUCCUCAUGAAUGGACGUCUAGGACUGUUUGAGACACGGGGAUGCUUGGAAUUAACGUGUGUAAGUUGAAGGGGCUUGAUGUUUUUGGCUAAUUUUUUUCCGGGUUGUUCCGAUGUGGGUAAGGUCUUGUGUGUGCAUACUGUUUUAAGUAGGCAACUAAUGAGCCUAACUGAAUCAGCUAUCCCAUUGAAAUCAGUCGCUGAACAGCGAACGGCCUUGUUAUCUUCUGCUCAUCCUUAUUCUACUGGUUUGGAAGAUUAUGGGGGUCCUUGUAUUCAAUGGUUGCUCAGACGCUCAAGGUUUCGUUGGAGUCUGACUUUUUCGUCAUAACUGCUCGUGGUUGGUCUUGGCACCCUGGUGGUGGCACGGCCGCAUGCUUCCCGCAAGGAACCUGGAAGCUGGGCGUCAUAACGAUGCUACAGCAGACGGUACUCAUCGUUUACCGUUGGCUUUGGGUUUCCGCGUUUAAGGUGAAUAUAACCUGCGUACGAUUGAGAGUCCACCUUGCUUUCUUUAUUACACUUAGGCCUUUUUUGCUUUCGUAAUUCUGAACCAUUUUAGUAUACUGCCGUGUAAUAAGCGAGCUUGUGAGUCUUAUCGCAGGUUAGUGGAUGGGUCGAUCGCGUGAGUACAGUUCUGUAGAUUGCCGAGCCUGAUAGUACGUUCCUUUGCAGCCAUUCGUAGUCAGUAGAUGUGAUUGUGCUUAACUUCUGCAUAGUUUUGCACGUCGUGGGCUGUGAUAUAGUAUGAGGAUUUCUACGCUACUGCCUUCGUGCUUUUCUUGCAACUCUUAGUGAUUUGAUUGUCGGCAUGCUUUUAAUGACAAACUGACGUCCUCAGAGGUGUCAAGCUGUCAUUUAGUCGUACCUACAAAGUCGGCACGAAUAGACUUCAGUGAUCAAUGCAUAUUGAAAGAAUGGUUUCGUUGAAUGUUAGUGAGCUGGUUUACAUAUCUGACUUCAAGGGUUGUUAGUGCUUGGUAAGUGUUAGAACAUGGCAAGUGUGAUUUGGGUUGUCGAAAAUUUUUCUUGUUACGAUCGGUCCUUCUCGCUGUGGUUGUCCACCCUGUACACGUCGGGAACGCACUCCCGUUCAUUCCCAGUAUUAUGCCACCGUGCUUGUGCGAUAACACAUUGCCGGCGUACUGUAAUCAGCUUUGCUUGUGGUGAGUACACUUAAGGAGCCCACUAACGGUGUCUAAAUCUCCCAGAUGUAGCGCGGAAUCCCCCUUCCCCCAGGCUGUUCUGGUAGCAUGCUUAUCAAUCCAUGUGUGGUAAUUGGGGUACAUAGGUGUCCUUCUGCGUAUUUUGCACGUCGUGGGCUGUGAUAUAGUAUGAGGAUUUCUACGCUACUGCCUUCGUGCUUUUCUUGCAACUCUUAGUGAUUUGAUUGUCGGCAUGCUUUUAAUGACAAACUGACGUCCUCAGAGGUGUCAAGCUGUCAUUUAGUCGUACCUACAAAGUCGGCACGAAUAGACUUCAGUGAUUAAUGGAUAUUGAAAGAAUGGUUUCGUUGAAUGUUAGUGAGCUGGUUUACAUAUCUGACUUCAAGGGUUGUUAGUGCUUGGUAAGUGUUAGAACAUGGCAAGUGUGAUUUGGGUUGUCGAAAAUUUUUCUUGUUACGAUCGGUCCUUCUCGCUGUGGUUGUCCACCCUGUACACGUCGGGAACGCACUCCCGUUCAUUCCCAGUAUUAUGCCACCGUGCUUGUGCGAUAACACAUUGCCGGCGUACUGUAAUCAGCUUUGCUUGUGGUGAGUACACUUAAGGAGCCCACUAACGGUGUCUAAAUCUCCCAGAUGUAGCGCGGAAUCCCCCUUCCCCCAGGCUGUUCUGGUAGCAUGCUUAUCAAUCCAUGUGUGGUAAUUGGGGUACAUAGGUGUCCGUUUCCAGGGAAUGACCAUGAAGUGCCUAUGUAAGAUGGCUCAGUGGUUGAAGCACGAAUUUGCUGGCCGGUGGUUCGCACCUAACCUGCAUCUCUACUUCUGUCUAGGUUGAUCAAACUGGCGGUAUCUAGUCCCCCGUGCUUUCUUCGAGCGGCAUGGCAGCUAGGCAUCGGUGGGGUAUCGGGUCUUAAUUGUCGAAGUAUCUAGCAGUCCGAUUUCUCCGUUUGAUUUUAGUCGUUCUUAUGUAGCGUGUCUCUAGCCGUUAUUUCAGAAUCUUCACUGAAACUUUGGUUCGGGGUUUCUCCAGGUUGAAAAUUCUCAUCCUGGUACAUUCAACGCUGGUCAGCACGGCAGUCAAAAUACGAUGUAUGCGGUAAUGGUUUUGUCCAGAUUCUUGCACUGCCGGGCCGGCGAGUGAUAGAGCUUCGCGUUCAAGUUUGCCUGUAGUCUAUAUGGACUUAGUCAAUUUAGCAGUGUCUGAACACGUCACUCUCCCUGGUUUCCAUCACAGUUAUGCUGUCGUUUGGCUUAGACUUGAAUUCUGGGGUUCCAGGUUAGACCGGCCGCAGAGCCAUCUGUUGUGACACAAUUCGGAAUUACUUUUCCAUGGUUAUUGCCUGGAUGGAAAUGUUCACCAUUUAAUUGGGUUUGUAUAUGGAUCUUUUGUUUUAAAGUCUUGAAUGCUACGGUGACUGCGUGGUUUGAAGUCAGGUUUCAACACCAUUUUCUCAUGUUAUCAGGCGUCUCGUCUAUGUCCCUCUGGUUUUAUUAUCCAUUCCCUGUCCACGUAAACCUCGUUAGUUUUGCUUGCCAUCACGUAAUGGUAGCUUUAAAUGUAAUGUUAACAUUGCGGUUUGAGUCUAACUAGAUGAUGGGCUGGUUUCAGCUGGCAGUUGACCUAUUUGCCUAGCUUUGCUUGCUAACGUCUCACCCAUGUGUGAUGAGAUAUCCUCAAUGUGCGGCUGAGUGGGUCUUCCCGCAUUUCAACGAAAAGUUUGCAGACCAGCUCGGCGAGCAGAUCAGCCAAUCAACCCAGCCGAAUUAAGAAAAAUUAGGACGUUGCCCUUCAUCUUUACUUGCUUGAGUCUAACCUCUUGAAUUAGCUCUGUGUGCUAGUAUGAUUUGCAUCUCUGGCUGCAUGAUUGGGGACUGUAACCUUCUAUCGUGUGAGCCAUUCGUAGACUUCAUCCCUCGAAAGACGCUCAAGCGGAAGAUCCCUUCAGUCAGGCGUUUGCUGGCCCGAACUUUACCGUUUUGGUUUGUUUUAUGUCCAAUAAAUCUUCG
Messenger RNA from Opisthorchis viverrini, 4388 nucleotides. RefSeq lists its product as hypothetical. NCBI's taxonomy places the organism in Eukaryota, Metazoa, Platyhelminthes, Trematoda, Opisthorchiida, Opisthorchiidae. Gene Ontology annotation, molecular function: mRNA binding. The transcript is spliced from 5 exons. The record is from RefSeq and is a predicted model, not a curated record. Gene Ontology annotation, cellular component: cytoplasm; nucleus; ribonucleoprotein complex. The coding region runs from base 1 to 789 and encodes 262 amino acids.